UCAACGUCGAUUAGAAGUAUGAAGACCUUCACAUGCUGGCUGGUAUUCGCUGUUAUCCUUGUCACUGGAAUAAUCUCAGUGAAAGCAGGAAACCCAUAUGAUGCUGAUAUUGAAGACAAUGACUUUGCAGAAUUUGAAGAAUUUGAUGAUGUUGAUGUGUUGGAGGAUGAGGACAGAGCAGAGUUUCCAGAUGAGGUAGAAGUUUCAAACCAGAAGGAAGGGGAUGGUGAGGGAGAGGAUGAAGAUGAUUCUACGAUAGAGACUGACGAUGACGACGAUGAGUUUGAUCACUUCACAGAUACAGAUGAGUUUAUCGGAUUUGAUAAAAGUCAAGGUGCCAGCUCAGGAAAGUCUAAAGACAAACUUCCUGAUUUGAAAAUGGCUAAGGUGCCAGGCCAUUUACGUACAAACUGGGACAGCUUCUACAUGGAGAUCCUUAUGCUAGCAGGUCUUGCUGUCUAUUUUCUUAACUUCAUCCAUGGUAAAAACAAGAACCACAAAUUAGCACAGGCAUGGCUUCAGUCGAACCGUGACCUACUGGAGAGUAACUUCCACAUUGUAGGUGAUGAUGGAUCCACUAAGGAGGCACAGGCUGGUACCUUGAUGAAGGAGUCAGAGAAUGUAUAUGCACUGUGGUGUAGUGGACGGAGUGCUCUGGAGGGGAUGUUGGUAGAGCUUCGGCUGUUGAAGAGACAAGAUCUCAUCAGCACAAUGGCCAACAUGUUCAAACCUGCCUCCGAUCAAAUACUGGUGACAAUUGAUCUUGACAAGAAUGUAAUGGACAAGUUUGUAUUUGCCAUUGCUACAAAGAGGAGUUGUGCUAAGUUACACAAAGAGAUGAUAGAUUUGAGUCAGUUUACAGAAAAGAAGAAUUUAGAUAGAUAUACUGAUUUGCCAAACUCUUACCAGCUACUGAGUGAGGUGGGAGAGGCUUCUAGUGCUCUUUUAGAUAAAAAGGUUUGCCAGGUGCUGACCAAGUUUGAGGGUCUUAUAGAGUUUAUGCAUUUCUCUGACCAGUUCUGUGGGGCUAAAUCACAAGAUGAAUCCCAAACCACAAAAAUGCCUGAAGUUAAACCUGUAAUGAUAUUUUGCUUUAAUGUACCAGGCAAGGGUAAGAGCAAGCCUUCUGAUAUGGAGCACAUGAAACCCUUGUUACAGCUAGUUUUCUACUGCCUGGAGAAAGUCAGUCGUCUGCAGCUCGGCAAGGAGGCCAGAAACAAGUCUGAAAAGAACAGGAAGAAAGCAGAAGAACAAUUCCUGAAAGCAGCUCAUUCUCAGCUCCAGGAAGCAGCUCAACUUCGUCGUGAAGAGAAACGACGCCAGGAGAAAGAACGCAUGAUGAAUGAGGAAGAUCCUGAUAAAACUAGAAAGUGGGAGGAAAGAGAAAGUCGACGAGAAAUGAAGAGGAAACAACCAAAAAUGAAAAUGAUGAAGAUCUGAUCUAUGGUGGGUUGUCAGGAUUUUGACGCAAGUCUUGUCCAGUUUGAUUGUCAGAUGUAUUGUGAAGUUUCUGAGAAACGGAGAAAGCUGUCCAAUUGAUAUUGAUAUAUCUGUAAUAAUGGUUUACCAACAACUGUUCUUGUGUGAUUGUUGCAGUCAGUUAUAAACUAAGAUUUGUGAAUGGUGAAUAAAAGUUGGUUGCUAUUGUUUGUAAGAGCCAAUAUUAAUUUACCUGUGGGGUUUUUUUAUUUAAAAGUGUAUCAUCCCAUACCUUUAGUUCAUAUUAUCUUCGUAAAAGCCACUUAAUGUAUUUAGCCAACUUUUAAGACUUAGCACUCUACACUUUUCUGAGAAUCAUGUUAUCUUUGCUAUUGCUCCUUACAUUUCUUGGUAGUGACUUAUCAUUCCAACUAAAUAUAAUUCCAGGUUGAAAACCAGAUGUUUCUUGUUACACAGAAAUAAACCACUUCAUUCAGAGAUCCCUUUUUUCUUUUCAAAUGGUAAAUGGGGACAUCAUUUCUCAUUGCAUUACAUAUUAUUUCUAGAUUUUUUCCACCCUUAUUUUUGUGCCUCCUGUGGAGCAUAUACUUGUUGCUGACCUGUUACAAUAUGAUAUGCAGCGCCUGGGAAGAAAUGUCCAACAAUAUAACUUCACGUUGAAAAGUAUCGUUUGCUUCUUAGUUCCAGAAAAAAAACAAAAAGUACAAAAAAAUGUUUUUGAUAUCUAUGAUACAGUACCUUUGUACUGUGUUAUUGUAGUCUUCCUAUUCAUUGACCUCUUUUUUACUGGUCAGUGAGCUUGUCUCUCUAAACCAACAAGUGUUUUUUGACUGACAUGAUAGAAUGUGUGCAAGUAAAAAGGAAAAAGUUGACAUGCUGCUGUUGAGAAAUAACCAAAAUCAUGAUUUGAAGCUUUAAAGUCUUAUGGUACUUUAUUAGACCGUUUGAUACUCAAUUCAUUUUAGGCAGUGCUAUAAAAAGUAUUACAUUGUUUAAGUACUGGGUUAGGAAGAUUUCAUUGGUUUUUUCUUUGUAAAGACAUAUCAUUGGGUGUGACCUAACAGCUUUUCAAUCCAAAGUUAUUAGUAUAUAAUACAAUUGUCUUAUGACAGGCAAUUUAAGGUAUAAAAUGAUAAAGUUAGCAGAAACUUAUAAUUAUUGUUCAGCUCAACUCUAUGCUAGCGGGCUACAAUUUUUACCUACCUUUACUGGUUCAAAUUAGUGUGACUUGAGAUAGCCAAGAUGUUUAAUUUCAUUUUGAUGUUGUGAAUGAGAGGAUGGUUUGAUGUUUUGUAAGUGACAGAUGUAUUGUGUAAAAUGUUUUGGAGAUUUGAUAAGUUGUUUCUAUAUAAAAACAAAUUAAAGUGUAUGUAUAUUGAUGUUAUAUAACUUCAUAAUAAGGAUUUUAAAUGAAAAAAUCUACAAACUGACUUUGUCAGUACCGUAGAUUUGGUACUGGAUACCUGUACACAAGAUCAACCAACAUGUUUCGAAAGAACCUUUAAGUAAAAGUCUUCAAGGUCAGUUAUCUUACCUCUUGAUUAAAACACUCUGAGGAAUCCAAAACAUGAAAUUAGAUUUAGUUAGCGAUAUCUUUACAAUGUAAAUAAUUUUAAUGUUUUCCUUGAUAUCAUUCACAAUUUCUGGUUAAUGAAACCUGGAAAAACUUCAAAUGUGCAAUCGACUUUGGCUGUAAAUAUUUAAACAUUUAGCUAGAGAUAUAUUGCAUAUCUACCUUAUUCUAUAUCUUGCUCAUCAGACUUGAUACACAUCAUUUGCUAUCCAGAUGUUUGUCUCUAGAUAAAUAAGAUAAUUACAAAGCAGAUUAAUUACCUUGAUAUUGGCCAUAACGCAAUGCAUAACUGUGUUGUUUGUUGUUGGUGGUACAGAUGUAUAUCUACCAAGCAUAGGUUCAGACUGGUGCAAACAUUGUAUGGUCUUUAGGUACAAUUUAACUUCAUUUUUUGUUCUGUAAAAUAAUCAGUCUAGCCAGUUUGUGAUAAUAAAAGGGUUUGACUUCUUAUCUUUCAAUUUUUGCCUCUUAUGGCAUUGGCAUUGUCUAUUGAAGUAAUAAAACAUGUCAACACCAAGAA
Messenger RNA from Ylistrum balloti, 3533 nucleotides. RefSeq names its product PAT complex subunit CCDC47-like. Gene Ontology annotation, molecular function: calcium ion binding. Lineage: Eukaryota; Metazoa; Mollusca; Bivalvia; Pectinida; Pectinidae. The record is from RefSeq and is a predicted model, not a curated record. The transcript has 14 exons. Gene Ontology annotation, biological process: endoplasmic reticulum calcium ion homeostasis. Gene Ontology annotation, cellular component: endoplasmic reticulum. Bases 19 to 1440 code for a protein of 473 amino acids.